This is a messenger RNA of Rhinichthys klamathensis goyatoka, 1130 nucleotides long. It is a transcript of the gene scamp5a, whose product is annotated as secretory carrier membrane protein 5a. NCBI's taxonomy places the organism in Eukaryota, Metazoa, Chordata, Actinopteri, Cypriniformes, Leuciscidae. Gene Ontology annotation, biological process: protein transport. The record is from RefSeq and is a predicted model, not a curated record. Gene Ontology annotation, cellular component: trans-Golgi network membrane; recycling endosome membrane. The transcript is spliced from 7 exons. The coding region runs from base 67 to 762 and encodes 231 amino acids.
GCGCGAGAGAAGGUUUUUAAAAAUUAAAGUUUGACGUUGGUGAUCUGAAAGAAAACAAGAAUCUCCAUGGCAGAAAACAAUUUCCCUCCUCUACCACGGUUCAUUCCACUGAAACCAUGUUUUUACCAAGACUUCAACGAGAUCCCAGACCAGUGGCGUUCAAUGUGCAAACGAAUGUAUUACCUAUGGAUAUUGAAUAGUGCCACUCUAGCUGCAAACCUGAUUGGCUGUCUAGCAUGGAUGUGUGGAGGGGGCGGAGCAACCAAUUUUGGUAUGGCCAUCCUGUGGCUGAUACUGUUCACCCCAUGCUCAUACGUGUGCUGGUUUAGGCCCAUCUACAAGGCCUUCAAGACAGACAGUUCUUUCAACUUCAUGAUGUUCUUUUUCGUCUUCAUGGCGCAGGUGGUGAUUAGUAUCAUUCAGGCCGUUGGAAUCCCAGGAUGGGGAGUUUGUGGCUGGCUGGCCACCAUCACUUUUUUCAGCACUAAUAUUGGCUCUGCCGUUGUUAUGCUGAUUCCAACCAUAAUGUUCACUGUCGUGGCUGUUUUCUCCUUCAUUGCCCUCACCAAGGUUCACAACUUCUACCGUGGCAGCGGAGGCAGCAUGAGCAAGGCUCAGGAAGAAUGGACCACCGGUGCUUGGAAGAACCCUCACGUCCAGCAGGCAGCUCAGCAGGCAGCUAUGGGCGCCGCACAGGGGGCCAUGCCGGGCCAACAACAAUACUCCGCUGCACCAACCUACAACUAUGAUGAGCCAAUGUAGAUCCUUUACAUCCUCAAUGGGGGGAGGGGACAGAAACAGGGUAUUUGGGAGGGAUAAAGUCAGUAAAAGACUAGUUUGGGGAAGGGAGAAAGGAAAGAUAUAUCUGACCAAUUUGAAUUCAAAUAGGUUCCCACAGUACAACAAUACAUAAGCUUUUGCUUAAACUGUUUUAAAAGUGUGUGAUAGUUUAAGGAGUUGCUUUUGGUAAUUAGACCCCGUAAAUAGGAAAGUAUCAGUCUUGCCAUGUGGUAUUACGGCAGAUUUAAUUAACGGUUGUGUAGUGUUUCUCCACUUAAUGUAUUUUAAACACUAGAUCACCGAUAAAGAAACAUUCCAAAGCUCACUAUGUUUCUAUAGUAAAUAGAUUC